This is a messenger RNA of Betta splendens (Siamese fighting fish), 4763 nucleotides long. RefSeq lists its product as uncharacterized. Bases 2880 to 4763 code for a protein of 627 amino acids. Gene Ontology annotation, molecular function: aspartic-type endopeptidase activity; zinc ion binding; nucleic acid binding. The transcript is spliced from 2 exons. Gene Ontology annotation, biological process: proteolysis. Lineage: Eukaryota; Metazoa; Chordata; Actinopteri; Anabantiformes; Osphronemidae. The record is from RefSeq and is a predicted model, not a curated record.
GUGUGUGUGUGUGUGUGUGUAUGUGCGUGCGUGCGUGCGUGCGUGUGUGCGUGUGUGUGUGCGAGCCCUUUUUUGACUUAAAUUUUUUAUGAAACGCUUAUGUUGCUGCACCUGUGUUUAGCUGAUCAGAUCGGACCUGCUUGGGUGCCAGCCAUGAUGCAAGGCCUCCAAAAUCAAGUCCAGCAAAGGCAGGUCUUCUGCUGUUCCUGCUCCCAGUGACACACAUGUGGUGGUCUUUCCGUAGGCGUCCCCCCACCCCCCAGCCAAAACAUCUCCUGUGGACCAGCAACACAGCAACGGAGCAUUCUUCCCUGUCAACUGCAAAACCCAACGACAUGUUGGAUGACAAUGACACUGACACCGCACCUACUGUGCUCUCCCAACCUUUGGGAAUUCACUCGUGUCAAGAGAGGGUGUAUACCUAGCGUCACAAAUCCGAAUGAUGUAUGUGUUAUUCAUCGGGAUUUUUUAAAGACACAUAAACACAUAAACACACACACACACACACAAUGGCUAUAUGCUUGCCCUUCUACCUGGAAUAACCUACUGUAUUCCCACAGGGUAGUGGUGUUGUAAGACAUUCGAGCACGUCUUCUUUCUCUCUAUUGCUCUCACUCUUUCUCUCUCUCAUACACACACAAAACACAGACGCAUGGUAAGUGGACUCGCAGCCUAAUGGAGUUUAAUUACUCCCAGCACAUCCAUCAGGGGCUCUAGUAGGGGAGUGGAGUAUUUUAUCACCACUUUUAAGGGUUAUUAGUACAAAUACACUUUCACCCUGCAUUACCACUGCAGAGCUUUAGGGUGCCAUGCCCUCACCACAUUCAUUACAAACUCUAUCAAUAUCUAUCAGAAGUAAAUGCCUGGUCUUUGUCCCUCCACAUUCUUCCUUUCAUGUCGACUCAUCACACACUUGCUGUCAAUAAAAGAUGAAUUCUCAGACACACACAUACCCACAAGCCUCCCACUCCCUCCCCUCCCGGCUCUCUGUGUCUUUAUCUCACGUCACCUCCACCACAAACGUCUAAACGUUUUAUUCAGUUCAUAAUGUGCUCAGGCUGACCUGAUGGAGUUUGGGCACUGAUGAGGAAGGACACCACCAAAUGAGUACCUACUAUAAGUGACUAAGAAUCCAGUGGUCAAUUUAGGGAAAAAAAAUUAAAUCUAGAAUCAGAUAACUUUUCUAAAGUUACUGUUCACAUUUGUCACUUAUUACCAUUACCAGGUACACAAAGGUGACAUGAUUAAGGAUUAUUAAUGUACCUGUAAUUGGCUACAACACCUAUAACAGCUAAUAAUGAGCAUUGUUGUUUACAUCUAUUUCUUAAAAGCUGUUUAUGAAACUACAGUAAGCUGCAUGUUUAACAUGUCUCAAAUGUUAAAGAAUAAGAAAAAUAUACAAACAUACAUGUUUUACACUGAACUAAAACCUCACAAUUGUUUGGUUUAAUUAUUAUGGUAUAUGUAACCCAGCACAAAAGUACAAAUAGAAAUAUAACAAUUGUAAAAUGAAAGUAAUUGGCAUAAUAAACAAAAUGAGGCAAAUAAGAAGUUGGGACAAGACACGUUGUUAAUGGGUUUACAAAAUAAAAGAAAAGGGGUAUAUUGUUAUACAAUGUUUGUGCCUAAUAUGUAAGUUUAGUAUGUAAAUGUGAAAUAAUAAGUAUGUUUGUUUAAGUUUGUUUAACCUCCAACUUGUUGAAGUUUAGUGUUAAUGUUGCUAAGGGACUAAUGCAGGAUUUUAUUUUGGCGAUCGGGGGUUUUGUGAAAAAAACUACGAAGAAGCAGGAAAAGGAGAAAAUAGGAGCAGACGGGAGACGGAAGCGAACGCUAGGAGCGCGCGGUAGGGAAAACUCGAAAAAUUUGCACCUGUCGCUUAAAAAUGUUGAAGUGGAAGACUGUCAGUAAGAGAGUCUGAAGGUGCAAAGAACUGAGCGGUAAAGGAGGCAAACUUCAGCACAAAGUUGUGCAAAGUCUAUCGCCAGGCCCUCUUGUCAGAGCGACGAGUGGGAAGGAGCAGCACGUGGAGACGGGAGCAGCUAGCUAACCCAGCUGGACCAGCCUCUCUUCAGCGGCACAGAGUUGGACACCUGCAACAUCCUGGUAGGAGCGCAGCUCAGCGUCCUGCUGGACAAUCGUGAGGAGGAUUAAGGGAUGGACUUGUUUUAUUUAGUGCUCGGACGUGAGUGAAUCGGCCAUUACGUUUUGGGUCUCAACGCUCACGAGCCAGGCAUCAGGCCUGCAACGGUUUGGUUUUCGGUUUAAUAUGGUUUAAGUGGACUUUGAAAUUAAUUGCAUAUUUGUGGCACUGUUAUGUAAGUGUACUUUAUGUUGUGGGUAAGAUUUUGCACUGACAGGGUUAAGUUGUUAUUAAUUUACUUUAUUUAAUGUACACUACUACUCCAAGACACAGUAGACGGGCUACAUAAAUUGGAGGCACCGCUGGGAUUACUUUCAUUUGGGUUAUUCAGUAGGAUUUAAAAGUAAAUAAACAGUCACUCUGAUAAUGGCGGACAAGCUAGCAUUAAGGUCUGAGCUACAGGGUUGGUGCAAGGGAGAAGGCUUGGAAGAGGCUCAUGGACUACUGGUCAUUGGCCCAGAAGCAACAGAAAUUGGACAGAUUGAAGAGACUCUUGAGACUAUCAAGUGCUUAGGCAGAGUACGUGUUAGGGGGAGAAUCUUCAAUUCUAGAAUAAACUGCCUUAUGGUCCUGUGUGAAUGCAAAGAGGUCCUAACAGCAGCCAGUGUUCCCCCAGAUUUUCACCUUCCUGAAGGUGGGCCAGUAUGGUCGCUGAUCACCGUAGAUGGAGCUCCAGUGGACGAAGAUGACUUUAACAGUAAGCUAAGAGUUCUGCUACAGACAGAGGGCAAAACCAUGGAUGAUCUUAGAGCCCUACUGCCAGGAGUUCAACAGUCCACUAGCUCAGCUGACUUUGUGCUACAAGCAUUUGGUGACUUCCUGGAAAAAGACCAAUAAGCCACCAACAGAAGGUGGCUAUCGGAGGCUGCGCAUCUUUUCAGGCACCCAACCUGUUCCAGCAAGUGAGGAGCAGUUUGAUCACUGGCUUGAGCAAGCGUGGCUCAUGGUAGAGGAGAGUGAGUGCACUGAAAAGGAGAAAAGGCGCAGGUUAUUAGAAAGUUUAAAGGGUCCCGCAUUGGAAAUAGUCAGAGCUGUGAGAACUAGCAACCAUGAUGCAGAGGCGAAAACAUACUUAGAAGCCCUGGAAAGUGCUUUUGGAACAGCUGAGUCUGGCGAUGACUUGUACUUCGCUUUUCGUCUGUUGCAACAGCAGCCUGGAGAGAAACUGUCUGAUUUCCUGAGACGAAUGGAGCGAGCUCUCUCUAAAGUUGUGCAGAGAGGUGGUCUGUCCCACACUGAGAUGGACCGAGCCAGAGUGGAGAGAAAAGCUAACCCGCCUACGUUCCUGCAACUUUUGAGUGAGAUACGUGCUGAAGAGGGAUAUGAGGCGUCAAGAAUGAAACUCAACACUACCGUAAGUCAGCUGCAGAUAAAGCACAGUCCUGACUCUAAACAAGGAGAGAUUCAAAGCUUGAAAGCAGAGAUUAAGGAUCUUAAGUCCAUGGUAACCUCAGUGGCAUUACCUUCGGCUGAAAGACAAAAAGACUGUCCAGAGAGUACACUUUUAGUCACAUCACAGUUAGGGGAAAAGAGCCAUGAUAGUGAGCUGAGAGCUUUGAAGAAACAAGUUAAAAGACUGCAGACCAAACUAGACAGGAAAAUGGUAACCGAAGCUGGAGGGUACCAUCCGGCCACUGUCUUUACGGUUGAGGCUCCCACCCAAGUAGUUCAUACUCCUAGCAGAUCCUUCCGACCCUCUGAGUCACAGUUCUGCUAUCGAUGUGGAGAAAAUGGGCAUUUUGCUGCCAGAUGCCCUAAUCAAGAGAAUCACAGUAGAGUGAUUAAGAAAUUAGUUCAAGCUCUGAAACUGUCUAAAGAGAAACUAUCAUCUACUAACACUCCAGAGACUCAGACGCACUGCGCUGUUAAGAGAAGUGUAGUGACUGCAACUGGAAAUGCUGGAAUACCAGAUGGUUUAGUGGGUCCACCCAGUACAGUACAGUUAAAGGUUAACGGCAAUCGCUGUACCGCCCUGUUCGAUAGUGGUUCCCAAGUCACCAUCAUCUUUGAGUCAUGGUAUCAAAAACAUUUGAGUGAUGUUAAAUUACAUCCAGUAGCUGGACUGGCUCUCUGGGGUCUGAGUGAGUCGGAAGAGAGUUACCCUUACCGUGGUUAUGUUGUGGUGGAUUUAGAGUAUCCCCCAGAAAUUACUGGUACCUGCAGAACUGUAACUGUUCUUGCACUUAUCUGCCCCAGCCCCCGGACUACCCAAGAGACACCAGUUAUAGUGGGCACCAAUACCAGUCAUGUCAGAAGCUUAGUGAAGCAGUGUAGAGACAGUGGUCUUGAUAUUACACAGACAUUAGGUAUACAGACUGGCUGGGUAGGGGACAUUACGGCCGAUGAUUCGGGGUUCCUCUCUAAGGAUGAAGAUGACAAAGUGGGUGUAGUGACAUGGCAGGGCCCAGGGCCCUUGACUUUACACCCUGGUGAAGAUCAGCAAAUCAAUUGUAAAGUUGACUUUAAUAAGUCAGUUGUGAAGGAAAUCCUAAUGGUGGAUUCCUCUCCCUCCGCUUCACUCCCAGGCAGUCUGUUGUUGCAGCCUAUGGUGGUCCCUGCCUCUGCGGUAAAGGUUAAUAAUUUUAGAGUGUUGGUUCAUACCAGUCACUCAAAGAUACAGUAG